CCACUCGCUGUCGAGCUCGCUGUCGGGCUCGCUCUCGGGCAGCCUCAGCGCGUCGUCGCUCCUGUCGGGCUCGACCGCGUCGUCGUCCUCGCGCACGGUGCACGGCCACGGUGGCGGUAGCCAGCACGCGCACACGCGGCACCGCAGCCUGUCGCGUGCGACGCCGUACGGCGGCGUCGGCGCGCUGCGAGCGAGCACCGGGUCCGGCGCAGGAGGCGCCCUCGCCGCGCCGUUCGACAUGGCCGCCGCGUCGUCGACGGCAGCAGCGCCUGCUCUCAGCCGGUCGGGCUCGCGCGCCGGACUCGCGAGCGAGCCGAUGAGCAAGGUGUACUCGUCGCCGCUGAGCGAGAUUGCCGGGCGGUGGGAGGGCCUGUCGCUCACGUCGCCGUCGUCGGGCGGCGGUGCGGCGCCGUGGCUCGCGAGGAGCGGGAGCAUGGGUGAGCAGGGCGGGCUCGCCGCGUUGAUCGCCGAGGAGGCUCGCGCCGCGGCGGGAGGAGGGGGAGGAGGGGGAGGAGGAGCAGCGCCGCCCGUCUCGCUCGCGCACCCGACGACGGGCCUCAUGCGCGUCGACGAGAACGGGCGCGCCUCGCUGCCGCUUUAAGCGUGCUUGCGGUCCCUCCCUCUCCCCCCCUCUUCGCUCGACGAGGGCGCGCCGCCGGCGGCGCGCACAGACACUUCCUCUCGCUCUCCCUCUUUCCCUCGACGUCGUCUCUCUUGCUCAGACUCUCUCGCCAUCUGUUAUCUCUCGUCGCAUCCUCUCUCCCUAUCUCUCUCUCUCUCCUUGCCUUUAUUUGUGUAGCGCACCGCCACGACCGGCACGAGCUGCUGCAUUUCCAGCCCGGUCUCGUCGCCCUUGU
Rhodotorula graminis WP1 is the source of this 857-nucleotide messenger RNA. RefSeq lists its product as uncharacterized. The transcript has a single exon. The coding region runs from base 239 to 601 and encodes 120 amino acids. The record is from RefSeq and is a predicted model, not a curated record. Lineage: Eukaryota; Fungi; Basidiomycota; Microbotryomycetes; Sporidiobolales; Sporidiobolaceae.